AUGCGUUUUCAGGCACCUCAACUCGGCGCUCUCGGCGUGACCUUCACGGCUUUUCGUGCGAUGCAAUUUGCUUCGCUUGUUGCCAUCGUCGGCAUAACUGCUAAUUUUAUCAAUGACAUCGUAACCUCAGGACGCGACACGCCAGACGUGCUCGUUGGUACUCUUACGGUAGCAAGUAUCGCAACUCUUUAUGUUUCUAUCUCUUAUAUCCUGUACUAUGACGGACUUCUCCCUCUUGUAAUCGCAGCCGGGAUCGAUCUAGCGCUCCUCAUCGCCGCUAUCGUCGUAGCGGUCACUAUUGGCAAGCCCCUAUCCUUGCUCAAGUGCGAGUUGCUUCCGCAGCCAGUUGCGCCCACCCAGACGUUUACCAUGUCCAUCUCAGCCCGUGACUAUACUUCAGCAGCAGCAAGGUAUAACAACUAUCUAGCCCUGAUUACGACCGACCAGCCGCACUGCUACGAGGUCAAGGCGGUCUGGGGCCUAAGCAUCGCACUUUGCGUGCUUUUUGCCUUCUCGGCCGUGAUCUGUGGGUACGCGGGCGCGCGUGGGGACUCGGGAAGGGCUGCUGUCGCCGAGAAAUCCCUAAGCGGCUUUGGGUUCCCGCGGCAAAUUUCGGGUCCGACCGCUCUUGGAACUCAACUCCUCACCACCAAGGCCCCCGACCGGUGGAUCCCUCCCCCUCAGCCUGCGCGUCGCCCCCUUUUUAUUCGGCAAGUGGAUGAAGAUGUCCGAUCGGUUAGGUUACCUCCUGUUAUCGUGAACGCCAACUCAGGCCCGACUAUCAUCGCAGGGCAGCCGUUGGAAAGUAAUAUUGCCGCUCCCGUUCCAGCCGUCGUACCAGCGGCUAGGUCUUACAACUCAUCCAAUUCAUCUCAAGACUAUAUACCCAUCGCACACAAACCAUCUUACGGUGACAUCAACGAUCAGAAGCGGGCAGCUCAUCCUCCCAUCGCAGUUAUCAUUCCACCUACGCCUAGCGAUGACGGUUUCACGCCUAUCACGCCCACGCCCGCUUCGCCCGAGGUGAAAGAUUACCGCCUUAGUAGAGUGCCUCCUUUGCCUAGGGAUGCUCUCGGAAUACCCGUGGGGAAGUUUUUCACCCGUGCGAAAAGUAAUAAAGUUCAAAUACAACAUGAGGAAGAAUACGAUGAUGUUACACCGUUGAGUCCCAAGAGGUAUCGAGAUCUAGAGACGCAGGCAAUGACCAAACCGAAACCGAAACGAAGGACUCUCUGGGGUGUGAUUGAAGGAUGGUGGGAUUUGGGUUUACUCGAGAAGGGGAUGAGUCUAAGACGCAAGGGUUAAUGAAUUAUAUAUGUGGUAGUGUAGUGGGACGAUAUAAAACGGGAUGAGGCGGGAUAGGACAUAAUACGUAAAUUAAUGCUUAGGACUGGGUAGGAGUUGAACUCGUUUAGGAAAAUUAAUGGUAUAGGAAUUGGGUAUGAAUAGGGAUAGUUACCCCGUAAUGAGACAGCGUAAACGGUUAUAGGUAAUCUAUU
This is a messenger RNA of Daldinia caldariorum, 1499 nucleotides long. RefSeq lists its product as uncharacterized. The coding region runs from base 1 to 1305 and encodes 434 amino acids. The record is from RefSeq and is a predicted model, not a curated record. Lineage: Eukaryota; Fungi; Ascomycota; Sordariomycetes; Xylariales; Hypoxylaceae. The transcript is spliced from 3 exons.